Onthophagus taurus is the source of this 531-nucleotide messenger RNA. NCBI's taxonomy places the organism in Eukaryota, Metazoa, Arthropoda, Insecta, Coleoptera, Scarabaeidae. The record is from RefSeq and is a predicted model, not a curated record.
CCAUGGCUUUUAAGAAGGAAUGAACGUGGAUCAUCUGCUUUACUUUUAAAAGAACUUUGCAAUAACGAUAUAGGCGAGUACAAGAGUAUUUUGCAAAUGACGCCCGAUUUGUCUGAUAUUCUGUUGAGUCUUGUGACGCCAAAAAUACAAGGAAUGGAUACAAUAAUGAGACAGGCGUUACCUGCAAGAAUAAAAUUGGAGAUCACUUUAGAUUUUCUUUCGUCCGGUAUUAGUUACAGGAGGCUUAGUCACUUUUAUCGGGUUUCAAGAUGUGCUAUAGGCAAAUUUAUACCAGAAGUAUGUGUCGAAAUCUACAAGGUAUUGGAAGAAAACAUUAAGAUCCCUACUAAUUUCGAAGAAUGGGCGGAAAUAGAAAAUGGAUUUAGAAACAGAUGGAAUUUCCCAUUUUGCUACGGUGCCAUUGAUGGAAAGCAUAUUCAAAUUUUAGCUCCUGGUAAUAGUGGACCUAUAUAUUUCAAUUAUAAAAAAGUAUUCAGUAUAGUUCUUAUGGAAAUAGUUGAUUACAAUUAA